GCGCUCAGUAUCAUCUCUCGCACUCGCGCUGCGCCUUUUUAUGGCUAGCAUCUUUGCCUCUUUUCAUCUUUUCCCCUUUGCCCUCCUUUUUUCCUUUUGAUGACACAUCAAACAUCACUAAUAAAGCAACCCUUCUCGCCUUUGUUUGUUCGCUUGCUUGCUUUGCACCCGCAGUUCGUCGUCGGUCUCCUCCUCGCCGAAUUCCGCAGUCAGAGCUCCUCUGCGGCCUGCCGCAUUGCUCCUGGUCUUGCAGCUGUGUUGCUCUCUCCUUUGGCUUUGCUGUAUCUGUUCUGCUCUCAGGGCCUCUUGCUCUGUCCAGAUUGGUGUAAAGAUUUUCAGAGGGCUUCAGCCUCGGAUCUUCUAGCGCUCACAAGCAUUUCUUGAUCUCUACUAUUCUGAGCCAAUAAAAGUUUCCAUCUUUCUCAUGCCCUGAGGAAUUCUUUAGCUUUAGGUGAAUAAAACUAGCAUCUUUGCUGCUUUUCCCCUACUAGUUAAUCGACCAAGGGCACAAGGAUUGUGUUCCCCAAAUCUCGCCCUUGGUUCCUGCAACCAUACGAUCUCGCGAUUCAGAAAAUGGCCGAGGUGAAGCCUGAGGAUAUGGUCCAUCACCCACCCAUGGACCAGCUCCAGGGUUUUGAGUACUGCAUCGACUCUAAUCCUUCCUGGGGAGAAGCGAUUGCUUUGGGGUUUCAGCAUUACAUACUGUCCCUGGGCACAGCUGUGAUGAUCCCCACAAUGUUGGUUCCUCUUAUGGGUGGAAAUGAUCAUGACAAGGCCAGGGUUGUCCAAACACUGCUCUUUGUUACUGGGAUAAAGACAUUGCUCCAGACACUAUUUGGUACUCGCCUUCCAACCAUCAUGGGUGGCUCCUAUGCAUAUAUCAUCCCAAUCCUCUCCAUAAUUCGCGACCCCUCACUCGCACAAAUAGCCGAUGGUCAUACUAGAUUCCUGCAGGCAAUGAGAUCCAUACAGGGGGCAUUGAUAGUAUCUUCAAGCAUUCAAAUAAUUCUUGGAUAUAGCCAGUUGUGGGCAAUAUGUUCAAGGUUCUUUAGCCCACUUGCUAUGGUUCCUGUUGUUGCAUUGGUGGGGUUUGGCCUUUUCGAGAGAGGAUUCCCAGUGAAUCCUCAGCUAAUUCAAGUACAACAUUUGUCAGGCUGGGAGAUGUGUGGAGAUUGGUCUUCCAAUGCUUAUCCUAUUUGUCGCUCUUUCACAAUAUCUCAAGCAUGUGCAUGUCCGGCAUGCUCCCAUUUUGGAGAGGUUCUCACUGCUGAUAUGCAUCGCUCUUGUCUGGGUAUAUGCCCACAUCCUCACAGCAAGUGGUGCAUACAAGCAUACGGCACUUGUCACCCAGAUCAAUUGCCGGACAGACCGUGCCAACCUCAUCUCUUCCUCGCUAUGGAUAAGCAUCCCAUACCCAUUACAAUGGGGCGCACCAACAUUCAGUGCAGACCAUGCAUUCGGUAUGAUGGCUGCUGUGCUGGUCUCUUUAAUAGAGACAACAGGUGCAUUCAAGGCUACUGCUCGGUUGGCAAGUGCAACGCCCCCACCAGCAUAUGUCCUGAGCAGAGGCAUUGGAUGGCAGGGUAUUGGCACCCUACUAGAUGGGCUAUUUGGCACUGGGACUGGUUCUACUGUUUCUGUAAUGUCUGCCUGCAACGCAGUGAGAAUGUUGGUCUUCUUGGAUCAACUAGGGUUGGUAGCAGAAGAGUAAUACAGAUUUCUGCAGGUUUCAUGAUCUUCUUCUCCAUGCUAGGAAAAUUUGGAGCACUUUUUGCCUCCAUUCCUUUCACAAUAUUUGCUGCUGUUUACUGUGUUAUGUUUGGAAUUGUCGCUGCCGUGGGGCUCUCCUUUAUGCAGUUCACCAACAUGAACUCAAUGCGCAACCUCUUCAUUAUCGGUGUCUCACUCUUCCUGGGUUUAUCUAUACCAGAGUACUUCUCUCGGUAUUCCACGAGUUCUCAACAAGGCCCAGCGCACACAAAGGCUGGAUGGUUCAAUGACUACAUCAACACUAUCUUCUCGUCCCCACCCACCGUCGCCCUCUUUGUGGCAGUUCUCCUUGACAACACACUUGAUGUCAGAGAUGCGGCAAGGGACCGUGGAAUGCCAUGGUGGGCGCGUUUCAGGACGUUCCGGGGAGACAGCAGGAACGAAGAGUUCUACACCCUGCCGUUCAACCUCAAUAGAUUCUUUCCCCCAUCUUGAGCCAAACUGCCAAAGUCAAGAUGCUGCAAGCCAAAUGGUCAAAAGUGAUCAGCAAGUGUCUGGUCUGCUUUCGAUAGAGUAGAAGAGCAACAGAAAGUUGAACAAAUGAGUAACUAAUUCUCUGUUAUCUGUCGAUUGUACAUAAAUCGAUUUGUUUCGGUUAAUAAGCAAACCAAAUCGUUGGAGUUUGAUAUAAUGUCAUUUUAGGGAUCUUAUGACCAGAUGGUUCAAGCUUUGUAUGUUAGGAUUAUAUUUGUCUAUGCUGCACAUCACUGCUUUUUUUAAAGGGAAGCUUUACUAACUCU
Molecule: messenger RNA, 2510 nt
Organism: Phragmites australis (common reed)
Lineage: Eukaryota; Viridiplantae; Streptophyta; Magnoliopsida; Poales; Poaceae
Product: nucleobase-ascorbate transporter 2-like
Exons: 14
Coding region: 574-2205 (543 amino acids)
Biological process (GO): transmembrane transport
Cellular component (GO): membrane
Molecular function (GO): transmembrane transporter activity
Source: RefSeq, a predicted model, not a curated record